Messenger RNA from Postia placenta MAD-698-R-SB12, 1707 nucleotides. RefSeq lists its product as hypothetical. Lineage: Eukaryota; Fungi; Basidiomycota; Agaricomycetes; Polyporales; Adustoporiaceae. Bases 1 to 1707 code for a protein of 568 amino acids. The transcript is spliced from 11 exons. Gene Ontology annotation, molecular function: heme binding; oxidoreductase activity, acting on paired donors, with incorporation or reduction of molecular oxygen; monooxygenase activity. The record is from RefSeq and is a predicted model, not a curated record.
AUGGUCACGAUCUUGGCCGUCUGUUGCGCCCUGCUUGCGGCAGUCGUAGGCUAUGUGUUAUCGACAUUCUUAGCUCUUUUUCUGCGACAGGCGCGCUCCCCCUUGCGGAACCUCAAUGGACCAGCUUCUCCAUCCUUCUUUAUGGGUAACCUACGAGAGAUGCAUGAUAUGGAGAACAACAAUCUCGUCGCUCGCUGGGAGAACCAAUUCGGAAGCACAUUCGUCUACCGAGGUUUCGUCGGUGGCCACCGGCUUAUGACCACUGACCCUGCUGCUGUAUCGCACAUCAUGGGUAGAGCAUAUGACUACCCGAAACCAGAAUUCGUCCGCGAUAGUCUGGCUAGCAUGGCUUCUGGUAGGGAAGGCUUAUUGACCGUAGAGGGCGAGGUCCAUCGUCGACAGCGUAAAAUACUGAACCCGGCAUUCUCUACCACGCACAUAAGGACACUCAGUCCGUUCUUUUGGGUGAAGGCAGCACAACUCCGAAACAUGUGGCUCUCUAUUGUAGACGCGUCAAGCUCUGACAAAGAGGACGGCGUAAGGAUAGACAUUCUACCUUGGCUUAACCGGGCGACCUUGGAUGUCAUCGGUGAGGCUGGCUUUGGGUAUCGAUUCAACUCAUUGUCGGCCACGGCAGGAUCUUCGGAAGGCGAGACUGAACUCGCCCAUGCGUUUAGUGUUAUCUUCAGCGCAGCUCGUCAAUUCCGGAUUAUCUCGGUAUUGCAGGCUUGGUUCCCCGUACUGCGCAAGAUUCACAGGAACAGUACAGCCAUGAAAGAAGCGCACGCUAGUAUUCGUGCCAUCGGACUGUCGUUGAUUAGGGAACGCCAGUCAGCCGUGGUGUCCACGGAGUUUGCAACACCCACUGGCAUAGGAUCUGCAGCAAGCGCAGAGCCUCAGAAGGCGUUUGAAGGCCGAGAUCUCCUGAGUGUUUUGAUUAGGUCCAACCUGUCGGCUGAGCCAUCCCAACGGCUCUCGUUGAGCGAGACAUUGUGCCAAAUAGCUACCUUCAUCACCGCUGGACACGAAACAACAUCAACGGCUUUAACAUGGACAUUGUACGCUCUAGCACGAGCACCAGAUAUCCAAUCGAAACUACGGGAACAACUAAAGGCGAUAUCUGUCGAUUCAUCUGAUCCGUCCAAACCACCUGCACCUGAACAUCUCGAUGUGAUUCUGAGUUGCACAUACCUCGACUAUGUCGUCCGCGAGGCCUUGCGUCUCCACGCUCCUGUCACCUCCACAAUGCGUGUCGCCAGCGCAGACGACGUCAUCCCCGUUUCCAAACCGUUCUACGACCGGCAUGGGAGCGUGCGCACUUCCAUCCACGUUAAAAAGGGCGAUAUCAUUACGAUACCAAUCCAGGCCAUGAAUAAGAAUACAGAAGUCUGGGGAGACGACGCGGCUGAAUUCCGGCCAGAGCGAUGGGCGAGACAGAAGAGUGCGGGACCACCCGGGCUAUGGGCCAACAUGCUGACUUUUGGGAACGGGAACUCCACCUAUGGAACCAGAGCUUGCAUCGGCUUCCGCUUCGCUAUCAACGAGAUCAAAAUCUUCCUCUUUGUGCUCGUACGCGACAUCGAAUUCUUAAUGGAUGAAUCCAUUGAGAUCGAGAAGAAAGUAAACGUGGUUGCCCGCCCGUGGGUGAAGUCCGAGCCUGAUAUGGGUAACCAGAUGCCAUUGUAUUUACGACGAGUACCUCCAUAG